AUUCCAGACAGCUGACAACUGAUGGUUAUGUUUUGAUAUCUUUGUUUUAACUAUUUAGAAACAACGUUUAUGCCAGCUAUUCAUUCGGAAAUGCUCUCUGUAAUACUUCUUACUCUGAUCUGGAACACCCCAUAACAUUCGUAUUACUACCAGCACAAAGAGCAUCGUGUGAGUUAUCACCAUUGAUCACCUUAUGACCCCCACGUCUUCCGUACAACUUUGGCCUAUUCCAACUCCCAUUCUGCAAGCGUAAAGUGUUAUUCAGCUUUCCAGAUGAGUCGUUUCUUUGCUCUGGUGGCACUGUUCGUGGUCGCCAGCAAUGCUGCCACUAUACCACACCAGCCCUCACGCCCGGAAGCACUGGCGCCUGAGCAACGUGCAACGCUUGACGAGGCGCUGGCUCAGCUGCUCGAGAAUAUCCGUGAGCUUUUGCGCACGGGUGACCCGGAACGUGGCAUUCCCGUGAUGGCUCCACUGGAGACUGAUCGGCUUGAUGUGGACUUAAGUUUGGGAGGAUUGCUAGACUUUACAGCCAUUUUGCGCAAUCUGUUUGUCGAUGGAUUGGAUCGGUUCCAGGGCACACUGACACUGAACGUGAUGCAGAUGGAGUUCCGGUACGAUUUCCUGUUCCCGGACGUGGUCGCCCGCGGACACUACGAUGCAAAUGGUCGUCUCUUCGGUUUGAUUCCGGUGUUCGGGUUGGGCAACUUCCAUGUCGCUCCGCGCGAUCUACGCAUCCAGGGAACGGCUCUACUGCGUCAGCUGCCCUCCGGUUACCUGCACAUGCCCGAACUGAAAGCCAACGUGCGGCUUGGUUCGCUGCAGAAUAACAUCGAGGGAAUGCUGCUCGGAGGAGAACUAUCCGAUCUGCUCAACGUAGUCAUUGAGGAUCUGAUUCCUUCGGUGCUUAUCAACUUUGCUCCGGAAGUGACGGAUAUUAUUUCACGCGUAGGCAUACCUAUCGCUGAUUCCGUUCUUAACACUAUGACGCUGGAAGACUUGUUCGCGCUGAUCCCUAUGCAACAAUAGAUCAGGAUCGUGCAUAGAAGCAUUGAAGAGAUAAAUACUAGUUGAAACUUUAUGUAAAACCGGAGCAAUAACUACUACUGCAACUCAACGGUGGAUGGGAUUAGAUACAUCAUUUAUAAAUAAAUUGAUUUUACGCAAA
Anopheles arabiensis is the source of this 1168-nucleotide messenger RNA. RefSeq lists its product as uncharacterized. The transcript is spliced from 4 exons. The coding region runs from base 274 to 1029 and encodes 251 amino acids. NCBI's taxonomy places the organism in Eukaryota, Metazoa, Arthropoda, Insecta, Diptera, Culicidae. The record is from RefSeq and is a predicted model, not a curated record.